GCCACUGCAUUCAUGAAUCUGCACCUCUUUCAGCAGGGGGCUACGAAAGAGGCCCGUAGGCUCGUCCUGAACAUUAUUGGGUCUCAGAAACAAGCACCGACUGUGCACGAAAUCUUCAAACUCGCUGUGCAGCAAGAGUCAGGUGGCUCGCCCUCAAAACCCGAGAGUUCAUCUCAGGCAGCGGCGCCGGGACAUCCCCCUCAGCCACGGUAUCCCGACCAUGCCAUUCGAUCCAUGAGCUAUCUGAAGGGCGUGGUACUCCCGUCUCUCGUGCAGACAAAGGACAUAGAGAAGAUCCAUACUCUGCAAGAGCUCACUCCUGAAGAGCAAGCGCAACGGCUACAGACACUGUCUCGUUCAGCACGGAAACAAGCUGCCUCGCUAUCGACAGCGGUCGACGUCUGGCGUUGGCAAUUGCGCGCGCACAAGCCCACGCCGCCGAAACCAAAGGUGGAAAUCGUUUAUGGAAAGGACGUCGGUGUAGGCGUAGAUUGGUCGCAUUUGAACAAGCGGCGGCAGCGGUCGCGUGCGCUGAGCGUAACGCGCGAUGUAAGGUGGCUGCGAAAGCUGGACAGGGCGCGGGAGGAAGGUCUGAAGGCGGAGACGGCCGAGGGAGAGACUAAGGCCGAUGUGUAGUUGGCUCAGGGUAUGUUCUGCUUUGGGCUCGCUUUGCAAUGCAUACUACAUGUUGUCUGCCGAGCCUAUCCAUAUAAUGCACGGACGAGGAUUAUGGCUU
Molecule: messenger RNA, 736 nt
Organism: Postia placenta MAD-698-R-SB12
Lineage: Eukaryota; Fungi; Basidiomycota; Agaricomycetes; Polyporales; Adustoporiaceae
Exons: 2
Coding region: 13-636 (207 amino acids)
Source: RefSeq, a predicted model, not a curated record